This is a messenger RNA of Stegodyphus dumicola, 4318 nucleotides long. RefSeq lists its product as uncharacterized. NCBI's taxonomy places the organism in Eukaryota, Metazoa, Arthropoda, Arachnida, Araneae, Eresidae. The record is from RefSeq and is a predicted model, not a curated record.
AUGCCUCGCAGGGGCCUGGACGCUCUGGUGUUCCCAGGGAAGUUCCUGGUCGACAAGAUCACCGGACUGAAGAAGCAACAGCAGGAACAGAGUCGAAGAAAAGUGACAGAGCGGGAACUUGCCCACCUGCACCACAAAAUCGAUAAACUUUUGGUUCGUCUGGAAGAACACGAGCCCGAGCAAGCCCAAACGCAAGAUGAAGAAUGCGCCAUUUGUAUCAGUGCCAAAGCAACCAUGCAAACAUUCCCUUGUGGCCAUCGUGUCGUCUGUCGAAAAUGCUUCGUUAAGACCAUCCAAAUGGCCGUGUCGCAACGACUUCUGCCCCUCCGUUGUGUCAUAUGCCGCGCCAAGAUACUCAGACUGAAGCAACUCUCUCCUAGCAACAAGAACAACAACAGCCAACAUGAUGUAUCUCCCAGUGUUGAUGGGCCAGCCAAUCUAGGGUUACUUCCAACAACAUACGCCAAUAAGCUUCCAGAUGCUAGCAAUAGCCAAGCCCUGAGACGCCAUGCUCGACGACCCUGUUUCGGCCACCCCUACGCUCUAACUAACGCGUCUUCAUUUUCUAGGUCGAAUUUUCGGCAGCGUAUAGCAGCCAGGUCUCCUCUUCUCUUACCCAUCCCUGAAACGGAAGAAUUGGAGUUGGUUAAUACUGUUCAAGAAAGAGAAGAAGUUUUAUGUCCCAAUUUUGGCAACGGAGAAGAUGACUGGACGGAGAAGGAUGACCUGAAAGCCGAACUUAGGGAAAAGAAUCCUUUGGCAAAAGUAGACCAUUACCAGGUAGUUAAGUGGUUGUCCAAGUUCCGUCGGCUUAAACCACCUUCCAUUCUUAAAGGCAUACGGAACAAAUGGAAAAAUAAAUAAAUGUAUUUGUAAUUCGUGUCUUUUACCAUCAUAUGCGCUUUGGUUAAUCGUACAGAGUUGUAUAUGAAAUUUUCCUUUCAUUGGAUUAAUUGAAGCAGUUACAUUAGAAGAGUAAGUCUGAGGAUUUGGAUGAAAAUAUAUCCUUAGUGCAAAUUUCGUCUCAUACAUCAUAAAUCAUUAAGUCUCAUCAUACUUAAAAAUUAAUUCUAAAUGCAUUUGAAAUUUAAAGUAGGCGAUGUGGAUGUGCCGGUUGGUUUCGUACCAAUUGCUUUUUUAGCCGUGAGACAAAAAGUAAAUGAAAAUCAGUGUCUGACCUAUUUAUUUUAAAUAACAGCGGGAUUAAUUAACGAUUUGAGCUGUCAUAUAUUAAAGCUUAGAAUGACAGCGAGAUAAUUCAAUUUUUCUCUAAACGUUUGGGCAUCAUUUUUUUAUGUCUUUUCCAUUCUUUAUUUCAGUAAAAUAAUAAAACGUAACAUUAAAUUUGUAAUGAACUGAAAGAUUGAAUUCAUAGUACCAUGCGGUUAUUUUAAAAAACACAAAAAAAAUUUUAAUAAGUUAUUAAUGAGAAAAUAUCAUUGAAAUGGAACAGCCACAAACGUAUGUAUUCAUAAUGAUUAUCAGACACUUUCUUUUAACGUUUCUCAUUAUAAAUAUUUUCCGUUUAAAGGUGUUGGCAACAAAUGAACUAUUGGUUUUCGAAACAUUUUUUCUACCUUGAAAUUGUCCCAAAAUUUAAUACUACUUUUUAUCAAGUUUUUAGUACAAUAAUGCAAUAUAGGUGUAAUAUAUGAAUCUGUAGCUUUUCAGGUAUGAGAUUACUAGAAACUUCAGUGUUUAAAAUGUAGUUGAAAAUAUUAUUUUUAUACAUUUUGCAAGGAGAUGUAAGAAUGCUGUAUAUUUAACAUUUAUAUCUUUAAAUACAAACGAUUGUCACAUCACGGCUUGCGUAAGAGUAUGCAAAUUUACUCGGUUACAGAUUUUUCUAAAACUUAUUAACUGCAUUUAAUAAAUGAUAAAAGACCUCUAGUCGUAAGAAAAACUGCAAUGAAUAAUUUUUAUACUACAUUUGCAUUUCUGUAAGUCUCCAUUUAAUGCAGUAAAUUGAUUUUUUAUGGAAAUUUCGAAUUUUUCUUUCAUCGAAUAAUUACGUGAUAAAUAAUAUUGCUAUAAAUUAGGUUAUGUUUAUAUUUAUGUACAUUAAGCAAUAAAUAAUCAAUGAUAGGAUGAUAAUAACAACUAUACUUUGACCGCCUCAUCCGCGACCAUGAGCGCCAAAGACGCAUGCGCCAUUCGGACCGAAUUAUUCUCGAAAUAGGGUGGAAGGAUGUGGACUUUCUUUACCUCCAGCAUAGCUCUUUCCGGAGAAGAGAAGACCUUUCACGCCUCAUCAAGUAAUACCGCCCCUUUUGGACGAGUCUAUGUGUUUUGGCAAAUAAAAUAACGAUACAUGCUUUCAGUAAAUUAAAAUUCUUUUCUAGUUUAAAUUAAAGGUUGCGCUUGAUACGGUCGAACUAUACGAACUAUUCGCAGAGAACGUAGAAACUAAUGUUUUAUUAGGAGUCAUUAUUUGAACAUAUACGCUGCAAGCAUUUUCAGAUAUUAAAGCCGCAAAUUCUGUAUUUCACAAUCUUAAGUUAUUAAACAAAUCUAUUUGCAUUUUAUUAUAAGUACUUUAAUUAAUUUUUAGGAACUUCUCUAAUGCUCUGUUUUAUUGUGUUUUCUGUCAUAAAUCUGCACACUUUGCUCCAGAACUGCAGCUGGACGUGAAUUGAGAUUCGUAACUGCUGCUCUUCUUCUAAAGUAUUUCCUAAAAGAUAAAUUGGUAGCUUAAAAAGUAAAUACUUUUAGAAUUUAAGGAUUUUUAAUAACCUAAAUAACUAUUCAGUUAUUGUAUUUAUUAACUUCGUACGAUUAUCCAAGGGAGGCUAGGCUUAGAUUCUUUCAGAACUUACAAACAAAAUAGUUAAUGAUAAGUGUCUGGGUCAUUAAAGUAAAAUAAAAAUUCACUGUAAAACUCUUUUGGAUCAUUUUAAAACUUUGUGAUUGACUUCGUUUGUUCUGUUCUUUCUUUUAAAAUUAACCUGGCUUUAAUUGGUAUGAUACCUGAGUUAUUUAACUUAUAACCAUAUAGUUAUAUAGUACCAUCGAAAAGAAUGAAUCCAAUGUUCAAGAUUUCAUCUUGCAUCACUACUUUCAAAUCAUUGUAUCUUUUUUCCCUCUGAAAAUUCGUUGAACAAGAUAAUGUUUUAUUUCCAUGCUAAUAUGUCAAUACCAUUUAAAGGUUGAAUUUCUUAAACUUUUAUUUCAUAUAAUAGUUUGAAGCAAUUUUUUAUGUAGUUUGUACAAACGACUGCACUAAUUUUAUUAUCUGCAAAAUAUUGAAUAUUAGAUCAGGACAAAUUCUUUUGGAAACAUUUCUUUUCAAAGAAAAAGAUAAAAUAUUUUCAAGGAAUAUUUUUUCGCAUUAUAUCAACUGAAAUGGUUAAAAAUAUAUAGCAAGGUACUUUUAAAAGUACCAGAUAGCUAUGACGUUGUUAAAUAUAUAUUUAAGUAUUAAUGCCAUUGUAUUAAUAAUAUCAAAGCUGACCUUUUUUUAAAUAUAAUAAUAAUCAUAAUAAACUAUUAAACUAUGAAUGAACAUGACUGAAUUUUUAAUUUUGCGAAGCUGAAAAACCAAGCCUGUUUCACUACCUUCAUUUAUAUUAGGCUAUGAGAAAAAUCCUUUGAAAAAAUGAUGUUUAAGGAAUCUCCUCAAAUUAAAUAAUAAACACCGAAACGAAGUAAAGGUAACCAAUAAUAAAAAUUACAACUCUUCAUAUAAUAAUAAAAUUGCUUUUAUUUGUGUUUUUUCAUUUAUGAAUUCAAAAUGUUUAUGAUUUCAGUUUAUGAAGUUCUAGAGCACUAACGUUUCUAAGACUAGCCUAAUGACCAAUGGCGAACAAACUUGUAUGUAUUUCUGAAACGCCAAACGUGAAUUUGUGAGGAUAGAUACUGAGAAAAGCAUUUUAUUUUCAUCUCGAACUAUUUAAAUUUUUUUAAAUAACGAUACAUGCUUUCAGUAAAUUAAAAUUCUUUUCUAGUUUAAAUUACAUGAAUCUUGCAUAACUUAGAAUAAAAUAAUCAACAACUGUUACUUAAAAUUUAAUGUUGUUUUUAGAGCCGUUAAAGUAAUCUAUUGCAAUAAAACAAAUUGUUUACGCCUGAAAUUCUAAUAUAUAUAUAUACGUAAAAAAUAAUCUGACAGGUUUCAGAUUUUAACCGUCAGCUAAAAGGAUUCGUUAAGAUUGUUAUGCUCUCGCUGAGUUCGCAGUCUAUUAGAUUGCUCUUACACUCACUCCUGCUAACCCAUUUGGUUUUGUCUUUUUAACUUUAUUACUAACCCUUGUUUUCUUUUUGCACUUAUGCCGCAUAUAGUUCAACAACAAAAUUAAAAAAAAAAAAAAAAAAAAAAAAA